This is a messenger RNA of Patiria miniata (bat star), 3660 nucleotides long. RefSeq lists its product as uncharacterized. The record is from RefSeq and is a predicted model, not a curated record. The coding region runs from base 128 to 1309 and encodes 393 amino acids. The transcript is spliced from 11 exons. NCBI's taxonomy places the organism in Eukaryota, Metazoa, Echinodermata, Asteroidea, Valvatida, Asterinidae. Gene Ontology annotation, molecular function: oxidoreductase activity.
GAGGCACCUGCAAGUACGAAGUGCAGGUGCACACACGUCCGCCGUACACAGCCACGGACAUGACAGAAUUAGUGUGUACAAACACACAUGACAUGCAUGACAUACAUGAGGGGCGGAGGCGAUUGGCAUGUUUAAUCUUUACUACUUGAGUACUACUACUAGUGCUAGGCGGCAGUGUAUCGUUCUUUAUAACCAUUGUCUUAGAUUGAGAAGGUUCACAAUGGCAACAAAACAAGAUGACAAUGUCCUGGUUCCCCUCUCGGAGGCGGAGUCUUUUGUGGAGCGCUGCAUGGUGGCUGUGGGGGCCAAGCCCAGCCACGCCAAGGACCUGGCUACGUUGCUGGUGUGCGCUGACUACAGGGGGCACUUCAGUCAUGGCAUGAACAGACUCUCGAUGUAUGUGGAGGACAUCAGGAGUGGGACCAAUGCCAAGGACGGGGAACCGGUGAUACUCAAGGAGAUGGGCGGCACGGCCUGGGUGGACGGGAAGAAUGUGCUGGGACCGGUGGUUGGUCGAUUCUGCACCGAUCUGGCCAUCAAGAAAGCUAAAGAGGCUGGGAUUGGCAUGGUGGUCGCCAAGGGUUCCAACCAUUUUGGAAUUGCUGGCUGGUACACCAUGCGUUGUGCAGAAGCAGGCAUGCUGGGCAUGUCCUUCACAAACACUUCACCCCUCGUUGUGCCUACUAGAGCGAAAAAGCCUGUUUUGGGAACGAAUCCUUUGUCUUUAGCAGCACCAGCAGAAAAAGGGGACAGUUUUGUUCUCGACAUGGCGACAUCCACAGUGGCCCUUGGAAAGAUUGAGCUGAAUAAUAUGAAAGAAAUACCCAUACCCAGUGGCUGGGGAACUGAUUCAAAUGGCCAGUUGACACAAAAUCCAUCAGAGGUACUGCAAGGUGGGGGUUUGAUGGCGCUCGGUGGCCCAGAAGUCUUAGGAGGUUACAAGGGCUAUGGUCUGAGCAUGGGAGUGGAGAUACUGUGUGGAAUCCUUGCUGGCUCAGCGUUUGGACCGUUCGUCAGGCAUUGGACCAAGAAAGAGGAGGAAGCUAAUUUAGGCCAGUGUUUCAUCGCUAUCAACCCAGAAGCCUUUGCUCCUGGUUUCCCAGGCCGCAUGUCAACGUUGAUGAAGGAAUGCAGAACCGCCGAACCAGCAGAAGGUGAGACAGAGGUGCUCGUAGCCGGAGACCCAGAGAGGCAGCACAUGAAAAAAGUAGAUGAGGAAGGUGGAGUCACUUACCACCGCAAUCUUAUUCAGUUGAUGGACAAGUUGGCAAAGGAUCUAACAAUUGAGCCCAUGAAACCCAAGGCGUAAUCUGAGAGAAACCCCUGCCUCCUCAACAUAAUGGGGACCAUUAAUUGGAUGUAUGUGUGAGAUGCGUAUGCGGCUUGGAAAAACUGGCUUGUUACAUGUACAUGUAUAUCACCAUUUUGUGUGGUUUCACCAACCCCCACGCAUGAGAAUCUUCCAGUUUAACCCUAACCGAACUCAACCCAUCAAAGUUCAACAGCAGGUUUUGUUUAAAUCUGUUGAGAUGCGUAGGCCCUACAGUACCCCUAAACUGAUGGUCUUUUACACUGAGGUUGGCAUACCAACAGUGUGUGUGUACAAUUUCCCAUGUGGGUGUUGAUAUUUGCCAGAAUGGGUAUGGUUCUUAGUAAAUUAGGCUGGGGACCGGAGUUAGGGUUAAACAGGAAUUUCUGGGGUUUUGUUGCCCUAAUUUCUGUUUCUGUUUUUUAAAUUUUGAGCCUGUUUUGGGGCUUUUUUUCUUUAUUUCACAUCUUUUUUUUUCUGUUUUUGCACAAGUUUCCUGUGUUUUUUUUCAUUGAAAUUCAUUUUCAUGCCUGAAACCCACAUAUUCCUUCGUAACAUUUCGAUGUGAAAUUCACAUUGGCCAUGGCGUAACAGAUGAAAUAACCAUCCAAAAUGGUGAUGUACUUAGAUAUUUUUUUUUUCUGAGCUGCAUACGUAUCCCGUACCCGCACCAUUUACAACGGUCCCUACAGCUGUUGUGUCCAGUGCUGGUCCGCAGAGCUUUAAAGCCAUGUAGGCCUAAACGCUCUCUUUGAUUUGUUAAGACUGCCACACACACCUUUCCGAUUUUGCCGGCUCACCAGAUCAUUGGCAUAUCGCACAGAGGUGUGCGCUGAAAAUUUGGACCGAUCUGACCGUAUACCAGGCGACCGGAUGAAAUCAAACAUGUUGAUGUUUUUUUGCAUCCGAAUUCACCGGAUACGAUUUCACCCGCCGCAGCAAUAUGUUAACCAAUCAGAUUCACAAAGAAAGUCACAUGGUUGUCAUCAUGUGACUGGUCGUCAUCUGACCGAUCACCAUGUAACCGAUUAAAGGAAGGAAUCAGGCAUGUAAGCGGAUAACAUUGCUGUCUUAAUGCAGCGGUGAAAAAAAAAAUAUCAGGUGAUGGGUUGAUCCGGGAAACUGGUAAAAUCGAGAAGGUGUGCACCAGGCUUAUUAAUCGGUAAGCAGCCAUUGAUUGAAGUGCAAUUUAAGCAUUGUGACUGGCCCCCAGAAAAACAGGCUAAAUGUGACUAACGAAUAAGCCAGUUCGGUAUGUCAACUCCACAUACGCACGUUGAUGUGGUUCAAUCACGGGCCGGUGUUGUACGAAAAACCAACUCGUAUGAAAAUCGGACAUGUUUAAGCAAAUUUGCUGUCAUUUGAUUGUUUUUUUAAAUUUAUAAUGAAUCGUGGAUUUUAAUCAUUUAAAAAAGAAAUGUGGGUUUUUAAAAAGUUGGAGAUUCUUCACUUUUAGAUGUACAAUGUAAAUGUAAUAGUAGUUUUCUUUUUGAGUUAAUAACAAACUAAACUGGUGUUCAAGGUACUACAGUACUAUAUAUUAGAUUUAUAUAAAUCAUUGAUCUAUGCAAUCAGUAUUCAUUUACAUCAGUGUUCAUAUCUGUAUUAUUUUAGUGACCUAGAAAUGAACGUUUUGUUUUACCAUGGUAUACAUGAUGGCGAACCAUACAUGAUACAGCAGAAUUAGUUAGAAAUAAAAUGUUCUCUAGGCCUAUGUCUUACUAUAAUAAGUAGAACUGCAAGUUGCUGCGGUUUUGGGUCUUUUAAAGGCAUAUCGAGUGCACAACUAUCUCAUUGAAUUUUGGCUGUUCUGUUUCACAACUUUCCUCUUUAAUGUAGGUAUUUAAUAUGGCUUUUAUAUCAGAACACUGGUGUUGGGGGGGGGGGGCACUUUUCCAAGAUACACGAGUAUAGUGUUAUCAUGUGAGAAAAUUUAUCUUGCCUGAAAAUGAUUAUUUUUUUGAGAUGCAUUUUGAUUUUAUGUUUCGAUUAAAUAAAAAAUAGCAACUAUUUUAUUGGCAUAGUGUAUGCCGAUUUAAAAAAAAAAAACCAGCUAAAUUGUAUCAUAUUCUACAGUACAGUCAGAUUUGUAUUUGUUUUGACAGCUGCAGUAAUUAACAGUUUGAUUUGUUUGUUUGAAUCUAUAAAUUCUUGAUAAAAAUAGUUUGGAUUUGCAUGGAAAAACCAUCAAAUCUAUUAAAAAAAAAAAAAUGCUGACAUUUUUCAUCAUACAUUCCUCUGAUUACAUUGUCAGUGCAUUUAUUUAUGUGGAACAUUUCAAUGACUAAUGCAGUCGAACCCUGAUAAGAAUAAGAGCGCUGUUAAUACAAUAUCCUGCUUCUAACAAGCAA